UGGAAAGCUUACUGAACGUUGAGCACGGCGGUGAACUCAAGACUUCUAGGUUCGUGGUUCUAACACUGCGGAUAAGACUUAGGAGGUUUAGGGGUUCAAAGAUUAUAUUCGUAUGACAUGUAUGGAAAGUUCGCCAGAAUCUUUCUGGAUGUGAGACUUAUUACUAUGAUCUAUAGAUUGCUGUAUGAAUUAGCUUAUUUCAAUGCAAAACUACAGCUAUUCGUUUUAAAAUUUUACUAGCAAUUGAAAUCGCUUAUUGUGACCACUAAGGAUUCUUUGUACAUCUUGGAUUUAAUUCGGAAGAUUGAUCAAAUGUAUUAGGAAUCGAAUUUCCAGCACUUUGAAGGUGCAGUUAGGCUCCAGCAGGCCCUCAACUGUGAACUUUUAGCAUACUGGCCGCUUUGGUUGUGUUUAAUCGCACUACGUCGUUCAUUUGCCCACGAAGACCUGCGGUAAUCACAGCUUAAACAUACUGAUAAUGGUUGUCUUGGCUUUCCCAUCACAGUUAAAGUCUGUCAAAGCUAUGAAACCGUUUCUGAAUGAUGUCCAUACUGUUCUUAGAUGUGAUGUAUGUUGUCUUGUCUGAGCUCAUAUUAAGUCGAUCCCUUGACAAAUCAUACAGUGAGCCACUUACACCACGAUGUUGGACAUCGCAUUUGACUUGUGACCUAACCAUAUCUACAGCCUGCUGUAAACCGGUUAAGAUGGAACUAAAAAAUUGGGUAUUAGAAUGUACACAAGUUACCAAAGUUGUUCAAAGUCGUUCUCAAGAAAAUCAAUCUACGACCCCUUGGGCUGUUUGUUUUGAGACACCUAGGCUUGUGUGCUGAAAAAGUCAGCAGUCACACUAAAACUUGCCAUUUGGUUGAGCCAUGCAUGACUCAAGAACGAAGUGAAUACGAAGUUUGGAUGUAAAUCGCUCCUGUUGUUGUCUUCUGAAAGCACGAGAGUGCAUUACUGUCCGUCACGACUACAUUCACAGCUCGUCUCUGUGGCCUUGGACAAUGACCAACUCUUAUGCGGUUUAAAGCCUAAUCCAGGCUUAUCAAGCCAAAUGUCUUAUCAAUGGAAUGCGCUGAUAUUCAAGCUUCGUAAUAGGCAGUUUAUUGUCUGUAUUAACAUCAUCAUCCAUUAACAUAGGACCAGGCAUUACUGCCUAGUGGUCUGAGUUGCCACAGCUCAUAUCAGUACAUCAAGUAAAAAAAGGCAGUGAAGUGGGAGAUCAAGAUAAAAAAAAAUUCAGUCAAAAGAAAUAUAACAUACUAAAAGAGAGAAAGGAAGCAUAGAAAAGUGGUGAGAUUCGAUAUAGCGUUAAGAUGAGGUUAAUGUGUUUACGUCACUGACUUCGGUUCUGAACCAUGUGAUCACCUAGAGUCAGUCUCCAAUCACUGCUUCCUCUUGUCCCGUGGACCAGAACUGGCUAGUCUGCAUCGUCCCACAUGGCUCAAACCAACAGUCAAAGACUUCAUGCAUUGAUGACAUGUUUUAGUCUGGUCGCCUUGGGCCUUUUCCCAGUCUGAACUUACUUAGACGACUACGCAUACGUAACACGUGUCUCAACCAUCUCAGUCGAUGAAGGUUCACAACCUUUUCAACUGGUUCACCUUUUCUCCGUCGCUAAAACUCUACACCUGACUUAUGCGUUACUCACGUGGUGACACGACGGAAUAUGGCCUAUACUACGAAGGGAACGGUGGUCAAGUACCUGAAGCCUCAUGUUUUCCAACUUUCAAUGGCCAUGUUUUACAGCCAUACAGUAGAACCAAGCAGACUGCUGUACAGGUGCAGUACACGCGGCCCUUAAUAGACAAUCGGGUAUCACGGCGGCACCACAGGUGGUGUAAGUUGAUAAAAGCCAGCCGAGCCUUUUGUAUUCGUGCAGAAAUUUUAUCGGUUACUGAGCCAGCCACUAGGGCUGAUCCUACUUCCCAGGUAAGCGAAGUGGUUAACACACUCAACCAAUACACUGUCUACUGUUAGCCGAGGCACCAUUGAAGACGAAUCGUGAAGCGAAAAUUUGCAUUUGGGUGGUGAGAACCGCAUCCCAGACAUUCUCAAAUUGACAUUCAAAGUGUUCAGAAGACUGCAUUUUGUCAGUGCCUUCAUCUAACAGGACUAUGUUAUCUGCAUAUUCCAGGUCUAACGAAAUUUCUCCUGUGGUUAAGUCAACCUCUGUAGUCAGGCGACGAGAGGGAGACCUGCAUAAGAAUGUCUAUGACAAAGUUGAAUAAGAAUGGAGACAGUGGGCAGUCGUGAUGGACACCACUUGACGAGUACAGCUCCACGGAUAUCUCGCCAUAGGUUUUAACACGCCCACAAGUGUUCUAGUAGAGAGCCUUAAGGUGAUAUACUUAUUCGGCACACCUUUCAGUGAGAGGCAUUUCUACAAGACUUCUUAACCAAGGGAGUCGAAUGCCGCCUUCAGGUAGGGAAAUACAGCUAUUUUCGGGUGUUGGUAAGCGUGCUUGUGUUCCAGAGCCUGCGGCAGUGUGAAUAUCUGGUCAAUACACCCGCGACCGGGUGUAAAGCCUGCCUGGUUUUCUCGGGCUUGCUGUUCCCGAGCUCCACUCAGGCGUUGAAGAAUUAUAGAACCUAGAAUCUUAGACACUAUGUUCGUCAGGCUAAUUCCUCCGUGGCUAUUACAAGAGGACUUCUCGCCUUCCUUGAAGACUAGAAUAAUCAGUGAUUUAGACCAUUCAGAGGGGAUGAUAUUUGAUUCUCAUAUACUGGUUAACACUUCCGGUAACCUAAGAGCACCUUACUAUCAUCCUUGUGUACCUCAGGAGUUAGUCCGUCUGGUUCUGCUGCCCUUCCUCGUUUCAAGUUACCUACAGCUUUCUCAACUUCUAGUGUUGGUGGGCCUAUCUCAAUGUCCUAUUCAGGAUCCGACUGGAUAGCGGGCAACGCAAUGGUGUGUGGAGGCCAGGUGAACUGUUCUUCGAAGUAUCCCGCCCAUCAUUCCGGUCGUCUCCCCUGCGAGUGAAUCGCAGACCUGUCCUUCUCCGCUAUAGUCCCAUUAACCGUUGCUGACCUUUUCCCCCAUUUCCUUAAUAAGUCUAAAUUACUGUCUACUGUAACCAAUCGCCGCCGCCUUUUCCAUCUCUUUAAUCCUUCGCAGCCCACCAUUGUUCGCAGUCGUUGCGUAGACUUUUUCUCAAUUUACUUUUAAGUUGUGCUCGCUUUUCAUUGUACUCGAGGCCUGCAGGGAUGCGUUCAUGUGCAUCCAUUAGUUCGGAAGAAGCUGCCGAUAUCCACUGGCUGUUUUUAGCCACUUUAGGAGUCAGCUACGGCCUUCAGCGCUGCUUUUACAGUAAACAAGAUGGCACCAAGCUUCUGGAUGUGUCAUUGUCUGUAAGCUAUGGAUGUCCCCGGGGUCAUUAAGAUGUUUUGGUAAUUGAGUUUAUUUAUCCCCUAGUGGUUAGAUGUUUCGAACGGACAUGUGAAAGAUGGCCAACGUUCACAAAAAUACUAAUGAGUUAGGUAAUAGUGAAGAUAAUCAGUCCACUACAUCUCAGAAUGAUCAUGAAAAUGGACUUCGUGCACAAAAUCCUCAUUCAGUGGGCAGGAACAUAAAUGAUUACCAAGCAUUAAUGAGUUUAAUCAAGGGGAAUAUUGGCACUGGUAUACUUUCUAUGCCAGUUGUUUUUAAAUAUGCUGGUUUGUGGACGGGAUUCGCUAUGAUUAUAGUAGCUGGCAUCUUAUCAACUUACCUAAUGCAUGUCCUCCUGAGAACUGCGAAUGCGGCUCAGUCGAAAUAUGGAUGGGAUAGAUCGAAAAUAGAUUAUGCAGAAGCCGUUUUUGUUGUGCUCAAAUAUGGUCCGGAGAAGUUAAGGAAGUGGAAAGGAAAAGUAAAACAUACAGUUAAUGGUUUCUUGAUUGUCACGCAAGUUGGGUUUUGUUGUGUCUACACCCUAUUCAUCACGGAAAACAUCCGAUAUUUUUUAAUGUCUUUCUUCCCACACCUUAAUACAAACGUAUACUUGGUUGGAUUUGUUGUCUGUUUGAUAUUAAUUGUAAUGAAUUUCAAAAGUAGUAUGCGUGUGGUCACCUAUUUAUCUGGUUUGGCUAACAUAUGUACAAUUAUUGGUAUGAUACUGAUAUUUGGCUAUCUAUUCUCGUCUGGAUUGCACUCGGUGAAUCAAUUUCCAGCUAUCACUAAUUUCAAAGGUCUACUAAUCUCAUUCAGUAUAGUCAUGUUUUCAUUUGAAGGAAUUAGUUUGGUACUGCCUAUUCACAGUAGAAUGUCUGAUCCUCGUGGAUAUGGAUCAUGGUGUGGUGUUCUUAAUACUGGGAUGAUGAUUGUAGUUUGUUUAAAUCUUGCUAUUGGAUUCUAUGGAUUUUUAAGGUUUGGUGAAAAUUCCGAAGGAAGUAUUACAUUGAAUAUACCUCAGAUACCUUAUUGGUUUGCUCCUGUGAAACCAUUGUUCAUUGUGGCUAUGUUUAUUAGUUAUUUGUUACAAUACUAUGUCCCAGCAUCUAUAUUUAGUCGCCUAAUGGAGAAGUUAAAGUGUCAUCGUGAAGCAUCUAAUCGACGAAGGUAUAUUAAUUUGAAAGCAAUGCGAAUCAGUUUAGUUAUAUUUUCAUAUGCAGCUGCUGUCCUCAUCCCUCGAAUUGAUCUAAUGAUAUCAUUGAUGGGAUCAUUUGCUGGUUCUCUACUUGGUUUUAUAUUACCUGCUGUAUUGGAGUUAAUCUUUUUAUGGCCUGAACAUGAUCAAAUCCAAUCAUUUUGGUUGAAAAUAUUUACUAAGCAUAUAAUUUUCAUUUUAAUUGGUUUGCUUAGUUUUAUUGGAGGUACAAUUGCUACAAUAAUACAGAUAAUUGAAGCAUUUGGUUCAUCAUAAUCUAACCUAUGCUUUUGUUAUUAUAUAUAUAUAUAUAUAUAUAUAUAUAAGCGCACAAUACUAUUUGACGAUUAUUUUGUAUUCGUUUUGGGAUACUUAUUUCCUACAGUUCAUUAGUAUAAAGCUACAAUAUUUGUUGAUUGAUUCCUACUUCAGCAUAAUAAAAUAACGUUACCAUAAUGUGCCUAUGCUAAUAAAUAGAAUUUAAAAAAAAACCUUUUUUCAAUGAUUGAAUAAUAAUAAUAACAAUAAUUUAUACUUGAAAAUAAUGUUUAUUUGUUGAAUUUUUUGUUGUUGUUGAAAAUUCGGUACAUUCUAUGCCGUUUGGUGGUAUAUUAUAAGAAGUUCAUUGAAAAAAAUUAUAUAUAUCUAUAUUUUUGGAAUGUUUAUCAUGAUUAAGGUUUAUAUUUUUCAUCAUAUGAUAAUACCGAUGUUUAUUUAUUUAUUGUAUUGAGUAAUCUCAUUUUUCAUAGAUUAUAAAAAUGAUUUCAUAACUAUGUAUUAGAUUAUGUCAGAAUUUGGUAUAUGUUUGAAUUGGUUGUAAGAAACACAAGUCGUAUAUUAGUUUGGAUAUUGACCGGUAUUUAAAGUGAUUGUAUCAUGUUUCUGGGUUUCAUUAUCUUCUACAAAACUAUAUUACGCUUAUCUAGGAAUUAUUGUUAGUGUACCUCAAUCCAGUUUUAUUUUCUAUAAUGGAUUUUAAAUUGAAGUAAGAGGUAAAUACAUGACAAUGAUAUAUCAGUCCAAUUGGUUUCCACUGUCAGUGAGUUUAUAAUCGAUAAAUGGAUGGUACAGCUUCUUCAUAUGAUCGAAAGUAACUAAGAUUUUUUCUCGUGGUUAGAAAGUUAACUGAAUUUAAGUUAUGAUUUAUUAUAUAUAUUAUUUGUCCGUUGGGUUCCUAAUGGAACAUAGGGCUUCAGUAGCACAUCUUUUGAACCUGGCUUCACGGCAGCCCAGAAGCUCUCAUUUCCUCCUCGCACGAUCUCCUUCAUGUCACCCUCGGACACCCAACUCGUCGCUUCCUAUUUGGGUUCCACUCGAGUGCCUGACGCAUGAUGUCCCCAGUCGGCCUUCUCAGUGUAUGCCUGAUCCAUCUCCACUUCCUUCUGCAUUUUAGUUUUGAUGAUAUUCAUAUAUGACUUUUAUUGCUUCCCAAUUUUGGACUUCAGACAAUGUGCCAAUAUCGCAUGUUCCACUAGUUAUUCAUUUAGCAUUCAUUUUUAAGUUGAGGAAUAGGCUUUUCAGUUAAACAUGCAUACUUUCUGAAGCGUAUGCUAUGGAAAUAUCUGCCUUUCACCUAUGUUAAGAAUACCCAAUCCCUAAGAGAAACUAACUUAUAACAUGUAUAUAUUAUCAAUGUAAAAUUUAAACCACACUUUCGUGCCGGUUUUACUCCAUGGAAUGUUACUUAUUUUUACGGUGGUUUAGGAUAUUGAACACUGAUUGGUUCAUUUUUUACUUUUAAUAUGCUCUUUUGUUUUCCCUCACCAAGGCCAUCUGAGGGGAUAUUAACGACUGAAUUUCCAGUUAUAAGAACCAUUCGGUUAAAGCAAAUAUACUUUCAAUGCUAUUGUGUUCUACUUCUGAUGUCAGCUGAAUGGUCGUGUUGAGAAGUCUUUGUUCUAUUGUCAGUCGUAUCACGUCGAAGCAUUAUAUGUUCGUAUUUACCACAGGUCAUGACAACUUAUCGCUAUCGGUAGUGAAUAAUGGGAGUGUCUUUUGUAUCAAGU
Heterobilharzia americana is the source of this 6571-nucleotide messenger RNA. Lineage: Eukaryota; Metazoa; Platyhelminthes; Trematoda; Strigeidida; Schistosomatidae. The record is from the annotation of a GenBank genome assembly.